Molecule: messenger RNA, 6590 nt
Organism: Crotalus tigris (Tiger rattlesnake)
Lineage: Eukaryota; Metazoa; Chordata; Lepidosauria; Squamata; Viperidae
Gene: VIT
Product: vitrin
Exons: 17
Coding region: 541-2604 (687 amino acids)
Biological process (GO): extracellular matrix organization; positive regulation of cell-substrate adhesion
Cellular component (GO): interstitial matrix
Source: RefSeq, a predicted model, not a curated record
UUUGCUAGCAUUAAAAUAAAUGUCCUUUCCCUUUUUUAAAAACAAAACAAAACAAAAAUCCAUUAUUCAAACCAAUAUCAAGUUUGUUGUGACAUUGCUCACAAUGAAAUCCUUCUGACAAAACAGUAUGAUCUCACAAUAUAUAUAUGUAUAUAUAUUUUAAAAAAAUCCCACUAGGGGGAAAAAGUGGGAGGGAGAAGAAACUCAAAAGAGCAGCACCGAAGUCAGCAACAACAUCACUUGUAAUGAGCCUUUGCCUCUCAUGAGAGAGAGACUAUAAUGUGCCUUUCUUGCUGCUGGGACUUUGCUGGGAACAUCUGAGGUAAAAUAGAAAAGGUGCAAAACAGAACUGUGUCUCUUGCUUGUAUCUGACUCAUUAGACUAAGCCUGCCUGAAGAUUAUGGUGCAGAAAAACUCAAGAAAAGUAACCAGGCACUCUGGUUGAAGAAAAAAGAAUUUAAACAAUUCCACACUUCCAUCAAGUAUCCUACACAGGACUGGUGAACUCUAUUAGAAUUCUAAGGCCCAGUUUCUCUCAGCAUGAAGAGAAUAACUGCAAUUGCACUGGUCUUUGUUUUGCUGCUGACUUGUAUAUAUGCUACUAAAGAAACUACAAAGAGGAACAGGAAAUCUAAACAAUCUGUUCCACAGAUUGAGUGUGCCAUCAAAGCUGCAAAGAUCAUCAACCCAGAAUUUAUUGCUAAGUGUCCCUUGGGAUGUCAGGAUGUUAAAUAUCGGGUCUAUGGCACUGAUAUUUAUGCCUCUUUUUCCAGUGUUUGUGCUGCUGCUAUUCACAGUGGAAUUAUUGACAACUCUGGAGGAAAAGUCUUAGUUCAAAAAGUUGCUGGUCAAUCUGGGUACAAGGGUAGUUUUUCCAAUGGAAUCCGCUCACUUUCAUUACCACGAUGGAGGGAAUCCUUCAUACUUUCAGAAGGCAAACCCAAAAGAGGCGUACAGUAUCCAUCCAUUCUGACCUAUUCAUCUUCUGAAAGCACAGUUACUAAAGGAAAUUCAUUACGGAAAGGGUCUCUGACAACUACAGCUCCAUUACCAGCCACACAUGGUGCCGCUCACACAUUCAAACGCUUUACCAUCACAACCGAAUUGGUCAGCACAACUCCAAAGGCAACCACCACUUCAGCCACCAUUGCACCGAUGACCUUCACCAAAGUGACAACUGUUACAGUGGCAAAGCCUCUCGUUGCAGUGCACAAGGUCAGGGAUCUGGGCUCUAGCAAUGUCCAUCCAGUUUAUUCAGCGGUGGCAGCAGCCGCAGCAUCAAGACAAGUUCAAACUGUACAAGGAAGAACUCAAAAUCAAGCUACUGAAACAGAUGUAUGGAAGUUUGGAUCAAGCCUUUUGGACUCGGGUUUCAGCUCCAAGGAAGACAUAGUCCCAAAGCCUUUGAAGCCAGUUUCCCAGGGAAAUCCAAAUUGCAAAGUUGACUUAGCCUUCUUGAUAGAUGGGAGCUGGAGCAUUGGCAGGCGCCGUUUUCAGAUCCAGAAACAGUUCCUCAAAGAUGUAUCUCAAGCUUUGGAUGUUGGCCCAAUAGGGCCUCUCAUGGGCAUUGUUCAAUAUGGUGAUGACCCUUCUACUGAAUUUAACCUGAAGGCCUAUGCAAAUACCAAGGACUUAAAAAAUGCCAUUGAGAAAAUAUCCCAAAAAGGAGGCUUAUCCAAUGUUGGAAAAGCUUUGUCCUUUGUUAACAAAAACUACUUUGAAGAUGCCAACGGCAACCGAGGAGGUGCCCCCAAUGUGGCUGUAGUGUUGGUGGAUGGCUGGCCCACCGAUAAGGUAGAAGAAGCCUCCAGGCUGGCACGGGAGUCUGGCAUUAACAUUUUCUUUGUCACCAUUGAAGGACCCGAUGAAAAUGAAAAGAAGAAUGUGGUUGAGACAAACUUUGUGGACAAGGCUGUAUGCAGGACCAAUGGAUACUAUUCUAUUCAUGUCACCAGUUGGUUUACCUUGUACAAAGUUGUGCAGCCUUUAGUGAAACGAGUCUGUGAUGUUGACCGUCUGGCUUGCAGCAAAACCUGCCUAAAUGCAGCUGACAUUGGGUUUGUCAUUGAUGGAUCUAGCAGCGUUGGCACGGGUAACUUCCGCACCAUUCUGCAAUUUGUAGCCAAUAUUAGCAAAGAGUUUGAGAUUUCUGAUACAGAUACCCGGAUUGGAGCUGUGCAGUACACUUAUGAACAAAGGCUGGAGUUUGACUUUAACAAGCACAACACUAAGCAGGAGGUGCUGAAUGCUAUCAAAAGAAUCAACUAUUGGAGUGGAGGAACCAGCACUGGAGCGGCCAUUAACUUCGCCUUUGAGCAGCUCUUCAGCAAAUCCAAACCCAACAAGCGGAAAAUCAUGAUUUUAAUUACAGAUGGCAGAUCGUACGAUGAUGUCAGGGGACCAGCUUUAGCAGCACACCAAAAUGGUGUAAUAGCCUACUCAAUAGGAAUCGCAUGGGCUGCCCAAGAUGAACUGGAAGCUGUGGCAACUGACCCUGAUAAGGAACAUUCAUUCUUUGUGGAUGAAUUUGAUAGACUCUAUAGAUUUGUUCCUAAGAUCAUUCAGAACAUUUGUACAGAGUUCAAUUCACAGCCACGGAACUGAUUGCAUCCAACUACAAGGGUUGCAUCACUGAAAUUGCAUCUGAUUAAUCAGACAAUGCUAGAUGAGAAGUUUUUACCUAAAGGAUAAUUUCAGAUCUGCUCUCCAGGCAUAAACAUAAUAGAAGCUGUAGAGUAAUACUUCCCCUCCCCCCCCAAACCUCUCCUUAGUGGUUUCCAACCUGAUCUGAUAACAACUUGGCCAAUAGCCUUUGACUUAUUUAAAAUUAUCAUUUGGAGUCAACGAAUUUAACUUCUCCAUAUAAGAGGCAGGGGAUAUUUCUGAGGACUUCACAGCCAUCUAUAUGUUAAUGAUAGCAUUUCUUUGUCAGGGUGGUGGUGACGGCAAAAAAACAGGCUGACUUAUCACAAUCGAUCAAUCAAUCAAUCAAUCAAAACAGAGCUGGAAGGGACCUUGGAGUUCUUCUAGUCCAAUUGUCUUCCGUUAGGAAGUUUUGCUUUAGUUCUAAUUUGCUUCUCACAUUGAUUAGUUUCCAUCCAUUAGUUUCAAAUAUUAUAAAACAGUUUGGACCCUAACCUUUAAUUACAGAUGUUGGCAUUCAUGUAAUUGAUAAGAAGCAAACAAGACACUAGUUAAAUAUAGGUAAUGUGAUUUAAAAAACAUGUAUCUAUGGCCUGCUUACCACAUACUGGAGGAAUAGUUUUCAGCAUAUUGUAUUUUGCCUUUACUUACAUUUAAUGUGCUUCAACUGUAUAUCAGUCUGUAACAUGAGCCCAAACUUUGGGGCAGGCAGAUAAUAGAUAGGUAGGUAGGUAGGUAGAUAGACAGACAGACAGACAGACAAGUUCAGCAUUGUUGUCCUUAUUACAUUCAUGAAAAUAGCAUAGCCCAAAUUUUCCACUCAUUGUCAUAUAAGUAAGGAGAGUAUCCUGCUGAUUAAUCUUGAAAACUGUUACAAACAUGGUACAUCCAAUCAAUAAGUCUCAUUGGGAAUAAUUUUUCCUGUAAAUAUUAAAACCCUCAGUAAAUGACUAUUGGCAUUUGAAUUCUAAAACAUAAUAAUAUUUAUAAUAGCUUUUUGAUCCUUAAUAGACUAAAUAGUAGUUGAGCCCUAAUAGCGGUUUCCUGUUACUUAACUAAGGUUUUCAUACAGAGACAGAAGUCUCUAAAAGUAGCUUGAAAGUGAAAAUACUCUGUCGGGGGUGUCAGACUGCUGGCCCACAGGCCGGAUGCUUCAUGCUGAAACCGUGCCCACCCUAGCUCCAGCAAUGGGGAAAAAGUUGCGAUAUGUCACAUGUCAUGUGACGUGGCAAGUUUGACAUCCCUGCUCUACAUAUAUAUUUUGGCUGAACCAUUCUAAUCUACAUGCUUCUUGACAUUACAAACAAUGAGAUAUCUAAAAGUAGACUGAUUCUAUUUCAGGAAAGACUCUAUAUACUUAUAUUCAUAUAUUUUUUUCCAAUUUACAAAAACAGACAUUAAUUGUAAUUUUGUAUUUCUUAGGGUGUUCUUUUUUAAAAGAAAACUGGGCACUUUCUAGAUCCCCGUACAAUUAUUGUGCUACAUUAGUUUUGGUGGAAAAGCCAACAAUUUCACAAUAAAUAUACAAUGGAGGAUUGCUUGAGCGCUUCUUAGUGUGUAAUGAUCAGUGGUUCUUAUGUCAACUUACUUUACUUCAUUUCUUCAAACUGUCUUCUGAAAUGUUUUAGUCCACUACCUUUAUUUUGCUUCCCUUAGUGAAGGCAAGGGCAAAGAGUACAUUCAGCUGAGUAUUGAAGAAACUUAGUACUUUUUGUGAAAGAAACAUGAAUUUGUGAAUUUCAGUUCCAUGCCUUCUCUCUAUGCACAUGUAUAUCCAAAAGACAGUAAAGCUCCAUGUUCUGUCUUAAGUUGUGGCACUUAUGAAAAAGCAAAAAAAAAAAAAAAAAUAGUGUUUAAUGUGUAAGAAACUUCAGGAGUAUUACUCUUAUACAGCAUGAGAUUAUUUGUCCGUGGAGUUUUCAACAUGGAAACCAUGUUGAAUUAUGCAUUGAGUUAUGCAUCCUCUACAAAGGAACAUUUUAGUGGCUAAUUCUUAAAUGGAUAUCACUAUUCUGAUGAAUUCUGAAUAAUCAGAAUUCUGUUUCAGGCUAACAAUCCAAAUGUGGGAUGAGACUAGUGAUAAAACAAAUCAAUACUGCAUUGUAUGGCAACUACAUAUUCUCAAGAAUGCUAGAAUUCAAUUGCAGCAUAUUUCUAGGGCUAUCUUUUUAAUUAUAACGUGAAGAUUAGAAUAUUUUAAACAUAUCUGAAGUGACUCUAAACAGUCAUUAUCAAAUUACAGCAUUUAUAGGUCUACCACACAACAGAUUAGAAGAAAUGCUUCUACAUCAAAGGGUUCAUUUUAAAAGACUUCACCAAUCAGAAGUCAGGACACCCGGCUAUAAAAACAGGAGCCUAAUCAGGCUCUGCUGAGUUGCCUGUGCCCUAUGUAGCAGCCCAAAAUGCAUUUUAAAAUUAACGCCAGCUAUAGCUGCUAGUGAAAAGUCAGUAAAUCUGUUGCAGUCACUAAACCCUGAAGCACAUUGCCCAACCCAUAUUCAGCAAUGAAUAUCUACACCAGUAGGUUAUUGAACUGAAUUGAGCUGAGCUGAAUUAAACUUUAUCUGGCCAAGUGUGAUUUGACACACAAGGAAUUUGUCUCUGUUACAGAAGCACUUGGUGUAAAUGUGUAUUGAUCAUCACAUUGCUUUUCCUAGAUAUUAUGUACUAUGUAUUCUUGAAAUUAUAGACUCCAGCUAACUUGGAGGUAUGUCAUUGCAGACAGAAACUUAGCAUUUCCAUAUAGGAACUUAAGAGUUUUCAUUAGUACACUGGACCAGCAUGGCUGUGUACCUUUUCUCAACCUCAGCAAUUUUAACAUGUGUGGACUUCAACUCGCAGAAUUGGCUGGGCUUCAAACAAAUAUCUAUCUCCCCAGGCCUUGUUUUGCUUAACAAAGACCCUAAAACAAUAAAUUUGGGAGAACUCAACAACUUAAUUCUUUCUAAGACUGACCCCUAUUGAGGUCUGAUUUUUAUUCAAUGGCAGCAGUCAAAGAUUAUAAGCAUAACACACUGUAUUUCUAUGGGGCAAAAACCAGUUUAUAAAGAAGUUUUUUAUCUUUCUAUUCUAAGCCUUAUAUUUUCAGUGGUUUCUCCAACUUGUAACAUCCAUACAUUCUUGUACAUGUACAAAAUGCAAAGAUACAAAGGUGUUGAAAAAUAGUAUUUAUUAGCACCCAAUUUACAUAAAUAUUUAUUACAAAGGACAUUUAUUUGUUGCUGCAAUGUUUAGUAAAGCUGCUCUGUAUAGUGUUACUACAGAAAGGUCCAUUAGAUUUUAUUCAACAGAGAAUGCAAGUACUAUACAAAACAAUCACACUUUAUUAGCAACUACCCAGAGUUACUACCUUCAUUACCACAUCACUUUUACCUCAUAUUUAAUUGCAAUAACAGAAGAUUACAAGAAAAUUUUCUUGGCAAACAGAUUUACUCAAGAUGCUUCACAAACUUUGUGCCAUUUGCUCUUUAAAAGUUUAUUUUUAAGAAUUUUUAAAAAUACUAAUUCUCAAUUGGCAUGCUCCACUUUUUGCAUCUUUAUCAGAUUUUAACCAAAUGGUAAACUAUAUUGAAAAUUUUAAAGUGCAUAUUCAUAACAAUUAUGAAUAACUCCUGGACUAAAACUGACAGAUAUUGAGUAAUAUUCAUUGAAGAAUUAUUUAUUAUAAAUAUCCCUAAAAUCUAGCAUCACCACCAUUUUCUUUGUUGAUGCAAUAUUUCCUAAUAUGAUGAAACUGAAACCUAACUGAUUUAUUUUAAUCAAAAUGUAGGAAAACUGGUACUACAAAGCAUUAUUAAAACUACUUCCAGUAUAAUAAAAAUAUUGCAAAUUCUAUAUAUAUUUCCCUGGGAGUGAGUCCUACUGAUCAUAGAGGACGUACUUCUAAAUAAACAUAUACAGGAAAAUAGGGGGAAUUAUAAAAACCAUUUUUGAUAAAGAAAAAAAAA